Schistosoma mattheei is the source of this 4368-nucleotide messenger RNA. The record is from the annotation of a GenBank genome assembly. Lineage: Eukaryota; Metazoa; Platyhelminthes; Trematoda; Strigeidida; Schistosomatidae.
AUGCUAGAAGAAUUUCAUCGUGGAGCAAAUGCUAACAAUCUAGAAAGAGAUAGACAGAAUAUAAAUAUGUCGAAGACAAAAACAUCGUUAAUGGAAGAGCGGUCUUUCCAUACUGUACAUCCUAUUUAUGAAAAGAACACAAGGUUAACUGGAUAUCAUUUAAGAGAACAUACUCAAGAAUUUCAAAUUAACUCUCUUAGGUGUAGGAACGAGGAGCUUGUGGUGCAGCUAGAGUCAUUACAGCUGAGGCUCGAUCACACAAAGGAACUGUUUAUUCAACAACUGCGUGAAAAAGAUAUUUUAAUUUCCAAGUUACAAGCUGAAGUGUCUAAUGAACGUGGGGAACCUGAAGGACAGCCGGAAGCUUCACUUGGGACUACAAGCUGUCUUAUUGACAAUAGUGUAACCAAAUCUGGACUAACACAGUAUCCUGAUCUUGCAAGUGAAGAUCAUCAAGUUCCGUCAACUGUAUCACAUCCAGAUGGCACAGUCACUUGGGAAGAAUUAAAAAAUGAGGUUGUCCAACUUCGUGCAGAAUUAACUAAAUGGAAGAAAGUUGCCAAAAAAAAAGAAAAAUCUUCAGAUAACACUUCAUCACAUCAGUUGUUGAACAUAGAGUUGGAAAAUCAAAUUGAACAAUUAAAACGACAAGUCAGUGACUUACAAGAAACACAUAGGAAUGAAAUAGCUGCCGUACAAGAGAGUCAUUCAGAUCAUUUGUCUAAUCUUGUGGAACAGUUAAAAGAAACUGAAACUGAAGUGAUUAAACUUCAGAAACAGGUAGAUGAAUUUCAGGACCGCUCAAGUUGUGUUGUCAAUCUUAAUCAAACUGAUCUUGGAAAUAUUACCUUUAAAAGUACUUUUAAAACUGAUAAAUCAGUCUGCACUGAUGUCAGUGAUUUAACAAUGUUUGUUGAAAGUCAAGAAAAUUCGAAAAAAUCACGUCCUAGUAAAAAGAAGAAAAAGAAACCAACUACUCGAUGGGAUGCAACAGAUAUUGCAAAGUCUUCUAAAUCAGUUUCUUGUGAAAUGUCAUCCCAGACUGAUUAUAGUCAAAUGAAGGAUUCAUCUGUUCAAUCUGCUGAUCAAGUUGACACAAAUGAUGCGUUUACUGAAGAUUAUCUUUAUCAAUCAAGCAGUUCCACUUCUGUUCAAACAGAUUCUCUAGUUCAAUCAUUAAGUAAAGAAAUGCAAACCGAUUCACCAUAUGAAAAAUCAAUAACAUCAAUUCCAACCACGUUAGUUGAAAUUCAGUUUUCUUCAACAGAUUGUGAAAAUGCCUAUCAUUUAGGAAAUAUUGACGAUGCUUCUAGUAAUAAUUAUCACUUCACAUGUUCAAAUGAAGCACAACAAACACAAUCGUCAUUACAUAAUGUUUUCAGUAAAUCUGACGAAACAACCGAACUAGUUGACCAACUUACAAAUGAAAUAAAUACUUAUCAUCGGGUGAUAUUCGAUAUGUUAAAUCGUAAUGGAAUUGAAUCAUCACAAAUCAUGUCAGCUUUGUCUCAAUCAAUAUUAUUUUCCCAGUCAAAUCAUGAAACUAAUAAUGAUGUACUUGAAAAGUUAAAAUUUUUGAUAAACAACGUUCAGUCUCAUCAUGAAUGUAUUACUAAAAACGAUGUUCAAAAAACUGUGAAUAUGAGCUUAUCUGUGCCUGUUUCUAAUACACGUUUAUCUGGUGAAAUAAGUGAUUCUACAGAAGUUGAGUUAGAUGCUUGGCAAGAUGAUGAUUUCCCUGAAUUGAAUUCUAAUGCUUCAGAAGAAACGAAAUGUCAAAGUGAACUUCCUACUGAUAAUAUACCAAAUUGCAAUGAAAAACUUCAAGAUGAGCUCCCAUCUUCUCGUAGUCUGAAGGAGAAAAUCCAACAACUAGAAGAAAUGCUUUCAAAUAGUAGUAUCGCGAAUGCGAAUCGUAUAGCUGAACUAGAAAGCCAAUUAGAACCAUUCAAUCGUUUACAAAAGUCUUUAAACACAACAGUUUCGGAUUUAUUAUCACUUCCACCACCGCCUACUUUGCCCAGUCAUUUACUCAGCCAACAAUCUUCCUUUACCUGGCCACCUACAAGUGUUGAAGACCAACUAGCUCUAUUAACUGCUUCUGAGGUUUCUGCUCAAAAAUGUAAACAACUAGAAUGCGAUAACCAACAGUUGUAUGAUCAGUUGGCUCACUGUGAAAAAAAUCUCAAAUCCUCUAAUUCUACAGGGAACUUACAGAUUUCGGACGAUUUUGUUGAAUUAAGCUCUCUGGCUUAUCAGAUUUGUGUUUCCCUCGAUCCUGAGGUUAGUGAAAAAGAAUGGAAUCCUGAUGAUUGGGAAAUUGAGUUAUUUACUCUACUUAAGGAUCGUCUAGAUUCAGAAUUAACUGAAACUGAUGAUCAAUCUGAAAGUGUUGUCAAAUUGUCUGCAGAAGUUGCAGCACUUCGUGAUAUUUUGGCGCAGCACACAACAUUCCGAACACAAGCAGAACGAGAUUUAAAACAUUUACUUUUCACAAUUCAAAACCAACAUGAUAUGAUUGAUAAGUUGAAAAUGGAGAAGCAACAGUUGGAAAGUGUCUUGCCAGGCAUGGAGUCCAAACUUACACCUAUUACUACUACUGUCGUUACCACUGCCUGCGCCGCUACCUCUACUGACUCUCCUGUUAUUGCUACUGUUAGUACUAGUACCUCUACAACAACCGACGAUGUUGUCAAUGAUGAUACGGAACAUAAAUGUAAAACAUCAUGUAUUGAUACUGAAACACAAACCUCCCUAAUUACUGAUAACGCUAUUGACGAAAUGAAUAAGCGCAAAGAAAAUUAUGAACAAUAUUGUAAAGAACUAAUCACAUAUAUUUGUUCUAUAUACAAUGAUCAUUUGGUCAAUUCAUCACAAAACUGUGAAACAUUUAUCGUGUCACCUGACUCUUUUGAACUAACAAAUAUUUCAAAAGUCUUUUCUUUAUUAGAAAAGUUCAGUUUUAAAUUUAAUGAAUAUAAAAUUAAUUUAGAUAAUUUUCAAUCGAUGUACAGUACGUUAGUGAAUAGUUUACAACAGAAACAUGCUGAAAGUCAAUUAUAUCAUGAGAGAUUACAGCAUUCUUUAAAUGAAUUAAAUGAAGUUAGAAAACAUCGAGAGGAAGCAGAAAUUUUAGUGAAUAGUUUACGAGAACAAUUAAAUGUUAAACAAAUGGAAGCUGACAAUAUCGUGAAACAAUCUCUGUUAAUGAAUGAAACUAUAACAGCGUCAAGUAAAUUUGUAGAUCAAUCAAGUAAAAUAAAUUUUGAAGAGGAAACAUCAAACGAAGAAAAAUUAAUAGCCGAAAUCCGACGCUUACAAGCACAUUUAGUUGAGAUGGAAGAAUCUUAUACCUCUGAAGCUGUUAUUGCAGAAAAUCGUGAGGUGGAACUUCGUUCACGUUUAAACGAAGUUGAAAAGUCCCUUGCUCAACUGAAAGAUUCAUGUACUUCAACAGAUACGCAAUUGCAGACAGCUUAUUCUGAACGAGACGAUGCUUUAAAACAUUUGGAGGCUAGUCGACGUGAAGUUCUGGAUUUAAAAGAGAGUUUAAAAACUCUACAAACAGUUUUAGAUAAUUUUCAGCGCAAUCAGGAAGCUACUCUUUUAGCUGAAACGGAACAUCUUCGAGCUGAACUUAAUCGAACUAUUCAAAAAGAAAUGGCUACAAAACAAGAGAUGGAACAAUUAAAUAAAUCAAUUAUCAAAUAUCAAGAAUUAGCCAAUGAAUUAAAUCAAAUGAAAAAUGUUAAUCAACAAUUACGUGAACAAAUCCUUCGACUUGAAACAAAAGUUAAAAAUCGUGAUACGGAAAAUAAUGGACUUCGUGAUCGUCUUGCUAAAAUGGCUGUAGAUACAGAUGCACGAAUUGAUAAAGUACUAAUUAAGAAUUUGCUACUUAGCUACUUGCAGUUACCUGCAAAUCAACGUAGUAGUGCUAUUCGAGUUAUCGGAAGUUUGUUGGAAUUUUCAGAUGAGGAUUACUUGAAAAUUGGCAAUGAAUCUGGCACAUUACCUAAACUAAUGAAAUGGGUUCGAACUACUGUAUCUAAUUUACCUAGUGGACCCCCAAAAGAUGUUCUACUUUCAUCGAAUAAUAACGAUAAGACUUUCACAGAAUUGUUACUGGCCUUUCUAGAAGAAGAAUCAUCUCCUCGAUCAACAAUUAAGCUGCCUAUGGAUUAUUAUACACCUGAUAUGGUCAGUUCAACUAAUAAUUCCAGAAAGCAGGUGAAUACAAGUGGUACGGAAGAUGAGAGGUAUCCUGUUAGCAAAAUUAUAACAGGUUCUACUUCACUAUCUAAUCCUCCUAAAUCCGAUAAUGAUUCAAACUUAUUAGAUCAUAAACCGGUUUUCUAUAUGCUUUAA